Molecule: messenger RNA, 1807 nt
Organism: Haliotis rufescens (red abalone)
Lineage: Eukaryota; Metazoa; Mollusca; Gastropoda; Lepetellida; Haliotidae
Exons: 4
Coding region: 320-1528 (402 amino acids)
Source: RefSeq, a predicted model, not a curated record
GCUGUGGGACAGUGGCCCAUUAUGCAAAUCUGCCCAGCCAGGCUGACACAAAGGGUCACUCCCUCAAAGAACCAGUGAUUAGUGGGUCCUGCACUUGUCUUUCAAAUUCUUCAUAAAACUAUUGAACGUUGUACUCAGCUGAUAUGAACACACCGUCAGGAACGUCUAUACAACUGACCGUGUGUCUGUGCACACAAGCCGCCGGUAUGCGCAGCUUUUAACAACCCCACUGUGACCUCGUUGGAUACAGUACAAGGGGGUGUCGAAGGACAGGCUUCGUUAUUCAGGGGAUAGAAGUUUUCCAUGUAACAAGACACCCAUGAGGAGGAUAUACAAGACUGUCGUCUACUCUUGCCUGUCUGCCCUGGCUGUGUUGCUGUAUACAGGGUUUCAACAAACAAUGCAUUAUGAUGUAUCCAUCCGCUCUGAAAAUAUAGUCCCUUCUUGUCCAAGUGUAUUGCGUCAUAUGAUGACAGGCGCAUGGUUUAGUAGAUCGUUAUCUGCAGAAGAGGAAGACGACAUUGAAACAUACUUACGUAAAGGGCUCUAUUUUAUGACAAGAAAUGGGACGUUUGAGAGGCCAGAUAAAAAGUGUGGAAAUAUAUCUUACUUUGGUUGGAUGGACAGGCGGAAGGAAGCAGGCUGGUUCCGGGUGUUGUGUGAGCCAAGAGGAAGUACUCCGUGUUGUUAUGACAACGUAUGCCAAAGGAAAACAAUAAGAGAAUGUGUUUGUGAUGGAUGUUAUGACCUUCGAACUCAAAAGCAUGCUGAGUAUUCAAAUUGGAUUCCUGAGGAUAGUAGAUGUCAGGUGAAAAACUUCACGUCCAAGUCUGCCUGUGAGCUUCUCAAAGGAGGAACCUUCCACUUCUAUGGCGACUCUCUCGUGCGUCAGAUGUACUUGGCCUUCCUCAUUAUCGUGAAGGGAGACUAUCAACAUGGCGGGCUGGUAUCUAAUGCUUCAGUCGAGAUAAAACAACAGUGUGCAGGGAAAUAUGUGUUUCCCUACAAGAACUGUCGGAAUCAUCUUGACUAUUCACCCACUCUCUGUGACGGAACGGUGAAAGCGAAAUUUAUAUACUGUGGUCGGUUUGAUCACAGAGCGACUUUCAUGACAGACGAGUUGAAAAACAUUCUGGACACGCCCAAAUCUAUUGUUAUGUUUGGGAGUGGUCUUUGGGCGCGCUUCAACAAAAACUAUAAUUCGAAUUUUGCAAGGGCGAUCAUAGACCCGGUGCGAAACCACACCAAGCGGAAAUGGCCAAAGUUGCUCUGGUCUGGGUUUAGUGGCUUCGGACUAUGGCGAAGGGAGCUUGAACGGGGAAUCACCAAUACAAAUGCUCAACUCUACAACCGGAACAUGGAGAGGAUUGUUGGGAAGUAUAACGUGCCGAUGUUUGAUACAUUCAAUUUGACACGAGGUGUUCGGAGUCUGGAUGGAACUCACUAUGGUCCGGGGGUCAAUUUUGUUAAAGCGCAGAUCUAUCUGAAUUAUCUAAUGGAGUUGCAAAACAACGGUGAAUGGGUUUGAACCAUUUCUUGCAUAUGUGUGCGGGUUUGCCUAAACAGUUAAUGUUUGUUUGUUCUUCAACGAUCACCCUGCAAUAUAUCCAGGAGUAUGACGGAGGCAUGGAAAUCAGCUAGUUUGGACCAGCCAAUCCAGUGAUUGAUAUUAUGAGCAACGAUUCACGCCAUCGGGGAACGAUGACACGCAGCCUACCAUGUUCCCGAACCAGACCUCCCUAUUCGUAAAGUUGCCUUUUUCGACCAUGUGUAAUUUCACUCAAAUAAAAUAUCAAUUUAUGUGUAA